Molecule: messenger RNA, 2067 nt
Organism: Gymnodraco acuticeps
Lineage: Eukaryota; Metazoa; Chordata; Actinopteri; Perciformes; Bathydraconidae
Gene: srm
Product: spermidine synthase
Exons: 8
Coding region: 152-1039 (295 amino acids)
Biological process (GO): spermidine biosynthetic process
Cellular component (GO): cytosol
Molecular function (GO): spermidine synthase activity
Source: RefSeq, a predicted model, not a curated record
UCUGCAUAACGACAGAUCACUGACGUCGGCAGCAUCCCAUUGGUUGUGGGCCAAGGCAUCAGUUUAGCUGGCAGACAACGUGAAAGUGUUACUCUCUCACAUUGCCACAUUACCCACACGUUAGUAUUAUUUCUGGCCGUGCAGUUCUGUCAUGGAGCACAUAAAAGAUGGAUGGUUUACUGAAUCAUGCGCGCUAUGGCCUGGGCAAGCAAUGAGCCUUCAAGUAGAAGAGGUCCUCUACCACAAGAAAUCCGAUUUUCAAGAUGUUAUGGUUUUCAAGAGUAAAACCUAUGGGAAUGUCUUGGUGCUGGAUGGAGUGAUUCAGUGCACAGAAAGGGAUGAGUUCUCCUAUCAAGAGAUGAUAGCCCACCUUCCCUUGUGCAGUCACCCCUGCCCCAAGAAGGUGCUGAUUAUUGGAGGUGGAGAUGGCGGAGUGCUACGGGAAGUGGUGAAGAAUCCGCUGGUGGAGUCGGUGGUUAUGUGUGAGAUAGAUGAGGAUGUCAUUAAUGCGUCGAAGAAGUUCCUCCCAGGGAUGGCCAAAGGGUUUUACAGUCCCAAGCUCACCCUCCAUGUUGGAGACGGCUUUGAAUUCAUGAAGAAGAACCAGGAUGCCUUUGACAUCAUUAUAACCGAUUCCUCAGACCCUGUUGGACCUGCUGAGAGUUUGUUCAAGGAGUCUUACUAUCAGCUGAUGAAGACAGCGCUGAGAACCGGUGGAAUUCUUUGUUCGCAGGGAGAGUGUCAAUGGCUCCAUUUGGAGCUGAUAAAGGAGAUGCGAACCUUUUGCAAGACCCUAUUCCCUGUGGUAGACUACGCCUACACCACCAUCCCAACUUAUCCCAGUGGCCAAAUUGGAUUCAUGCUCUGCAGUACAAAUCCUGAAACAAAUUUCCUGGAACCAAUGACAGCAUUAUCAAAAGAAGAAAUGGAAAGUAUGAAUCUUAAAUAUUACAACCCUGAAAUUCACAAAGCAUCGUUCGUCCUGCCAGAGUUCGCUAGAAAGUCGCUAUCUUCUUUACCAUUUACAGGUUCUCAAUGAAGCAUGACCAACAACAAGCGACCACCAUGUUCCUCCUCUACCUGGCCCUCAGACUGCAGAUGCUCCACGUCUUCUGCUCCUCAACACAGAUCAGUAACACAGGAGAGAGUAGCCUCCAACAUUUCACAGGUGGAGGCAUAUAAUAAUCAGCGGGUGGGACCUUGCUCAGUUACAUAGUGUUCCAAUGUUUUGUUCCUUCCAGUCUUACAGUCUUUUAUUUAAAUAUACUGAUGUAUAUUUUGGUUUUUCAAUUUUUUUUUACAUCUGUAAAUGUCUUAUCAGCAUUUUUGUCAAGAGCUAAAUAAUGGGCUGGUCCGAGCAGGAAGAGCAUUGCGGUGGAAACCUAACCUCACUCUGAAACUGUGUACUGUCUAUCGAACUCACUGCAUCUACCCACUAUGUAAUACGUUACUUACUACAUGGAUAUGGACAUGUAAUGUAUUGCUUUACUUUUAUUUGUAAUGUUAAUCAUCGGUUUGUGCUCAUAGGAAAAUGCAGAGUUGCCAUCUGUCAUGACUGUAUAUUCAAAAUAUGUCUACUCUACACACGAACCCUAUAGUGCCUGAAAUUGGUUGUUUGUUGUUUGAAAACUUGUUCUUUAUCUAUCAAAGUGUACCAGGCACCUAAAGUGGCCUAGAAGAAAGUUCAAGUGUCCAUUGUUGAGAAAGUAUCCCUUUAUAAUAAUACCAAUUAAGGAUGAAUAGAGUUGCUCAGCUUUGACCAUAUGUUGGAAAUGAAAGUCUUUAAUUUUACAGUGUUAAACAUACAAAUGAAUCAGCAGGCUAAUGGAGCUUUACAAAGCAAGACAUUUUUUAAAGAUGUGAAUUGAAUAUGAUAUUCACUUAAAGUGUUGGGUAUUGACUACCAGUGGUACUUGUGUUCUGUAGUAAGCCUGUAGUCCUUACCGGCUCUGAUCUUCAGUACUCAUUCGCUUCAAGUCCACAUUGAAUCUAUUGAGAAAUGGUUUCAUACAUGAGCAAUGAAUCUGAUUUUUUUUUUUAAAGAACUAAUAAACUGGUAAAAUAAAA